This is a messenger RNA of Arachis duranensis, 1021 nucleotides long. RefSeq lists its product as uncharacterized. The coding region runs from base 55 to 582 and encodes 175 amino acids. The record is from RefSeq and is a predicted model, not a curated record. The transcript has a single exon. NCBI's taxonomy places the organism in Eukaryota, Viridiplantae, Streptophyta, Magnoliopsida, Fabales, Fabaceae.
UAUUCAGCCAAACCUCAUUACAUACCACCCACUAAUACACAAGUAAUAGUGAACAUGGACAUCACCACCCCUAACAACAUCAACAACAGAUAUCAUCAUUUUGAGCAAUCACAUUCACACACAAGUGUGGGGAUAAAAAAUGAUGAAGUUAAAAAUGGUCUGUACAUGACCAUAGUUGCAUUAAUAGCAACAGCAACCUAUCAGGCUGUGAUCACCCCACCAGGUGGAGUAUGGCAGGAUGAUAGUGCUCUGCAUCGGGCAGGAGAAUCUAUAAUGGGUUCCCACCAGCCAAGAGCAUUUGUUAUCUUUGUAAUUGGCAACAGCAUAUGCUUUUAUUCUAGCUUGUUGUCCAUGAUUUACAUAUUAUUGGAGUCCUCCAAGAAUUACGCAAUACUGGCUUCCCUAUAUGCCUUGUCAUUUACAUAUGGCUUUAACGUGGCUGCCAUACAACCUGACGCCGUGAGUGCUAGAUGGGGAAAAUUUAUCUCCUUCUUCUUCUUUGUAUUGACCAUUUUGGGACCCUUUCUUUAUAGUAAGUUGUGGAGUGCAAGCAGCAGGACACACCAGCAAUCUGACCAAUAAUAAACCAUUCAGUCAAGGCAGAACGUGGCGAAUGCGGUAAUGGACCACUAGCUAGUUGCUACUACUAUAUAAAUAAUGGAUUAAUGUUGAUCUUGAAGUAGUUCUCUUUGUUGUGUAUGUUCUGUCUACUGCUACGGUUAUUUAUCAACUUUGGUGGCACUUUCUGGUAUUAUUAUUAUUAUUAUUUGGUUUAGUUUUAUUCAUGGUAUAGUUAGUUUCAAGUUUCAUUCGUGUGAUUUCGUUAUGUACUCAAUUAUAAUUAUGGAAAAGUCUAGGGGCCAGCAGUUUUAUUGAAUUUUGGCCAGCAUAUAACCAGCAGAGGAAGGUGAGUCAUUGGAUGAAAUCUCACACCAAUCUCACACCAUCAAAUCAUCAUUGAUGAUUAGUUGAUGGCUAACAAUCACAAAAAUUGCUGGCUCCCUAGCAUUGCUCUUAUAUU